AUGGCAGAGACUGGCGUCUAUGUCAUGGGUGGGCGGCCUGUGGCAAUGAGGCAGGAUGGUGCUGGUUUUCCUGCCGAAAGAAGAGCUAGUGGAAUAACUGGAGACAUUUCUGCCAAUGUACAUGGAGGAUGGGCCUGUCUUUCAAGAAGAAAGAAGAAAUUAGGCAGCCAAGGUCGCAAUAUCUUCAGAAGUGAGAAAAGACCUACAGAAUUUGAUAAAAAGAUACUAUUGUGGACUGGGCGGUUUAAAAAGGAGGAGGAUAUUCCGCCACUUUUGUCAGUGGAGGUACUUAAGGCUGCUCAGAACAAGAUGCGGAUUCGAAUUUGCUACAUCAUGAUGGCACUGACUUUACUGGGAUGUGUGGCCAUGGUCAUCUCCGGCAAACAGGCUGCUAAACGAGAGGACACAUUGCUACAGAUCAACGCAGAGAAGAAGGCCAAAUGGAGGCUAGAGGGACGACUGGAACAGGAAUCCGCAGCUGGAAAAACUGAAUGA
This is a messenger RNA of Euleptes europaea (tarantolino), 495 nucleotides long. Its product is annotated as protein FAM162A-like. The transcript is spliced from 5 exons. Lineage: Eukaryota; Metazoa; Chordata; Lepidosauria; Squamata; Sphaerodactylidae. The record is from RefSeq and is a predicted model, not a curated record. Bases 1 to 495 code for a protein of 164 amino acids. Gene Ontology annotation, biological process: neuron apoptotic process; cellular response to hypoxia; positive regulation of release of cytochrome c from mitochondria. Gene Ontology annotation, cellular component: mitochondrion.